GACGAGCGAGACUUGAAGACGCCGGAUAAUUGGGUGAAGAGGCAUCCGAAUUUGAUUCGUCUGACCGGGAAACACCCGUUUAACGUCGAGGCGUCGCUUCCGGAGUUGUAUGAUUACGGAUUCAUCUCGCCGGUGAACUUGCACAUCGUGCGGAAUCACGGCGCGGUGCCGAAGUGCGAUUGGGACACGCACAAGAUUAACAUUUGUGGCAACGUCCCGAAACCGUUCGAGAUCGGUAUGGACGAGUUGGUGAAAAUGCCGAGCGACACGUUCCCGUGCUUGGUGGUGUGCGCGGGGAACCGUCGGAAGGAACAAAACUUGGUCAAGUCGUCGAUUGGGUUCUCGUGGGGGCCGUGCGCCAUCGGAAACACGUACUGGACGGGCGUACCGCUGCGAGUGUUGCUCAACAGAGCGGGCAUUCAUAAGCCCGGUCCGGGUGCGCGAUACGUGUGCUUGGCUGGUCCGCAAAACGAAUUGCCGAAGGACUACCCCGAUCAAGACGGUGGUCCGGGAUCGUACGGCACAUCCAUCGACAUGGAAACCGCGCUCGAUCCGACGUGCGAUGUCAUUGUGGCGUACGAACAAAACGGUGCCAAGCUUCACCCAGACCAUGGAUUCCCAGUGCGGGUGAUCAUUCCCGGUUACAUCGGUGGGCGCAUGAUAAAGUUUUUGAAGGAGAUUAAAGUCACCGACAGAGAGUCAAACAACUUUUAUCACUUCAACGAUAACCGCGUGUUACCGCCGCCAGUUGACGCUGAGCGCGCGACCGAGGAGGGAUGGUGGUUCAAGCCCGAGUUCAUCAUCAACCAACUCAACAUUAACGGUGCCAUCGCGUACCCGGCGCCCGAAGAAGUCAUUCCCAAGUCGCAAAAGACGUACGCCUUCAAAGGUUACGCCUACUCUGGCGGCGGUCGCAAGGUCAUUCGCGCCGAGCUUUCCUUCGAUCAAGGCUUGAGCUGGGAAUUGAGUGAUAUUCACACUCGCGAAGAACCGCGAUGGGCCGAUUUCAGCUCCGGUGACAAGGCCAGGCACUGGUGCUGGUGCAUGUGGACUCUCGAAGUGCCGAUUGAGAAGCUCCUCGACAAAAAGUGCGUCGAAGUGUGCUUCCGCGCCGUCGAUCAAUCC
Ostreococcus lucimarinus CCE9901 is the source of this 1125-nucleotide messenger RNA. RefSeq lists its product with no specific name. Lineage: Eukaryota; Viridiplantae; Chlorophyta; Mamiellophyceae; Mamiellales; Bathycoccaceae. The annotation marks the transcript as partial. The record is from RefSeq and is a predicted model, not a curated record. Gene Ontology annotation, molecular function: oxidoreductase activity; molybdopterin cofactor binding; molybdenum ion binding. The transcript has 2 exons.